Molecule: messenger RNA, 2238 nt
Organism: Megalobrama amblycephala (Wuchang bream)
Lineage: Eukaryota; Metazoa; Chordata; Actinopteri; Cypriniformes; Xenocyprididae
Product: sushi, nidogen and EGF-like domain-containing protein 1
Exons: 10
Coding region: 32-1354 (440 amino acids)
Biological process (GO): cell-matrix adhesion
Source: RefSeq, a predicted model, not a curated record
AUGUUCUGGUGUUAUCUCUUACUUCCUCGUCAUGAUAUUGUCUCCAGUUUUACAACUUCGGCUGGUGUUCAUAUCUGUCAUGGCACUGACCAUUACAACAUUUGCAGCAGCAGCAACAACAGACCCCUGCUAUAACUAUGCUGUGCUGGAUGAUCCACGGAGAGCCACCAGCAAUCCAUAUUCCUCUCAACUACAGUGUGACGCUUAUGUCAGCUGGAGCGGCUGGUAUCGUCUCUUCAUUCAGGGUCAGAGCGCUCAGAUGCCAGACACAUGUGUUGAUCAGUAUAGAUGUGGCACUAUUGUACCACUGUGGCUGAACGGAGGACAUCCAACAGUUGAGGAUGGAGUGGUCACUCGAGUUGUCUGCGGUUCCUGGAGCAAUAACUGCUGUUACUUCCAAUACCCAUCAAAUCCCAUUAAAGUCAAAGCCUGUCCUGGCAAUUACUACGUCUAUGAGUUUGUGAGAUCAAAUGUCUGUCCUUCAGCAUACUGCGCAGAAGUUACCUUCAGUACUCCCACAAAUUUGACAGCACCAGGAAUAUUCUACCCGUUCGGCUCAGCAGCAGGAGACACAAGAAACGCUGCUGUUGAUGAUGGAAGCUCCUCAGUUAUUCCACUGUUGAGUCCAUUUCUGUUCUUUGGUCGCAGAUACCAGCAGAUUUAUGUGAAUAAUAAUGGACAUCUCACAUUCAACCAGUCUUCAUCACAGUUUGUUCCCUACUCUUUUCCUGCUAAUGGAAGCCAAGAUAUAAUUGCUGGUCUCUGGACCAACCUUGACAACCGUGCAAGAGGAGUGAUUUCAUAUCAUCAGUACACUAAUGGAAGUGUUCUCACACGCGCCACUCUGGAUAUAAACAAUCAUUUCCCAAAUCUGACCUUCAGCGCUUCCUGGGUCUUUGUUGCAACGUGGGAUAAAGCUGCUUACUUUCCCAAUACCAGCACAGAAACAUCGUUUCAAGUGGUGUUAAUUUCAGGCAGUAAUUUUUCAUUUAUUCUGAUGAAUUAUGGUGAUAUUGCUGUAACAGUGCAUCCUGUGGAGGCUGGUUAUGACACAGUAAACUCCUUUGACUACUUUGUGAUUCCUGGAUCAAACAAUGGGAGCUUCAUCUCAAACCUCAAGAACUCCAGUAAUGUCAAUGUUCCCGGCCGAUGGGCCUUCAGGGUGGACAGUGGACACAGCACCUCUAAAAAAAACGUCAUUGGACUUCAAGUGAGAUUUUCCUCAGUUUUAGAUCUAACACAGAGUGGAAACACUGAUGCUGUUUUACAACAACUAAAACAGGAACUGGUCAAGAAUGGUUUGCCAAGCAGCACAGAGCUGAAGUUAAGAUAUCUGCAAAAGAUAAAGCCAUAAAUUCAGUGUCCUUCAGGAAAAGAAAUAAAACUGUCCUGUUCAGUAAGAAUAUCCCAUUGAUCAUGUGAAGAAUGAAAAGACCCCAGUUUCCUAUUAAUGUGGUUUCAUUUUAAUGACAAAAAAUAGCAUUAAAGUUCUAUAUUAAAAAAGAGGUCCAUAUGACCUUUUUUUCCUAUGGAGAUUUUCUUUUAUUAUUUUUUUACAUUUUACAACACUUUCCUUAAAUUUUCCGCACUAGGUUUCUUUGCAUGUUUGAGAUCCACAAGUUCAGUUCAAUGAUCCGGUCUUUGAGGAAGAUUAUCAAUGAACAACAACAAAAAUGUCUGUCUUUUUUUUUAAACAAAGCUGUUGUAUGACUUUUUAAAUAUAGUGCAUGAGUUGUAUGGAUAACAUCAUACAUUUAAUGGUGUUUUUUGCAUCCAUUUUAAUACUUAAAAGUGCAGACGAUACAGUUAUUCAAAUUUCCUCCUUUUAAAUUCACACUUUACUUUUACGUUUAAUCAAAAUUUAUGAAUUUACAAAAUAAAACCAGAUUUGAAUUAUUUCUUUAAUGUCUGCUGCUUUGUUUGCCCCAUCAUGGUGUGUGUCAGACUGUUAUCAAAUGUCAGCUGCAGAAGUUUAAACUAGUUCUUAACUGAAAGUAAAACUGUUCGUCUCAUUCAUUCACCUUCAUUAAAACCAUAACAUGUAAGAAUACAAAUACUAAUCUGUAACUUGCUUUGCUUUUUGUUGAGAACAGUCACCCAGAGAAUGCAAAAUUAAUGCAGAAUGUAAAAUGCAUGUCUUUAAAGAAAGAAAUAUGACCGCAGACUUGAGAAGAUUGUCAGGCGAAGCCAAUUUAAGAACUUAGGAGAGCUUCAAAAGGAGUGGACUGAAGCUGGAGU